This is a messenger RNA of Dermatophagoides farinae (American house dust mite), 539 nucleotides long. RefSeq lists its product as uncharacterized. The record is from RefSeq and is a predicted model, not a curated record. NCBI's taxonomy places the organism in Eukaryota, Metazoa, Arthropoda, Arachnida, Sarcoptiformes, Pyroglyphidae.
GACUUUGAAUUCUUUUGCUCACAAACACACACACGCCAGUCUUUAGAAAAUUUGUCGAUCAAUCAAUCAAUUUGAUUCUGGAACGUAAACAACACAAUAAUCGAUAACAAUGAAUACAAAUGGUGAUGAACGUUUAGCAAAAUUGAUGCAUGAACGUCGUACUGAUCCUGAACGUUUUUUGUUUCAAUGUGAUAAAUGUUAUGGACGUUUUGAAACACGUAAAUCAUUGCAACAACAUCAAGAUCGUAAAUUAUUUAAAUGUCCAUUUAAAGAUUGUUGUCGAAAAUUCACACAUCGUUGGGAAUUGGUUACACAUCAAAAACAAUGUCCAGGACGUGUUCUACAGGGUGAUUUUGAUAAUUAUAAAAUCUAUCAAAUGAUCAACAUUCGUCAUACGGAAAAGCCGAGAAAAUUUAAUCUACUCGAUCUAUGGGUCAAAUAUCCAUAUUGGUUUUGAUCUGUACAUGACUAUAGUAAUAAUUGCUGAUGAUUUGAUGGUGGUGGAUACUCUCAAAUAAAAUUCUGAUUUAUCAUUGUUG